AUUCCACCCAGCCCUGUCCCACUGAAACAAGAUGGCGGCGAGCAUAGUGCGGCUCUCUCUCCGUCUUUCCGGCAGGAAAACGGGCAUAAAAAGCUGUAAUCCCGGAUUAAACCCCUCCUCUAUUCCCAGGAAGAGUCAAAGCAGGGCUGUGGUUUCCACUCCUUCCGGGGGAAUCCUCCCCAAACCUGAAAAGACACCUUUUGGCCUUUUCCGGAUGACUGUGGUGGUGGUGCCUUUCCUGUACGUUGGAACUUUGAUCAGCAAGAACUUUGCUGCUCUCCUGGAGGAGCAUGACAUCUUCGUCCCUGACGAUGAUGACGACGAUGACUGACUUUAGUGUGCAACAUAAAGAGGGCGUUUUGCAAUAUGGACUGAUGGAGAAGCAGGCAGCACAGUAAACCAGGCAGCACAGUCAAGAUGAAUGAGCUGUUUCCUGCAGCCUUCAUAUCGACGCCCAAACCUCUCGUCUUCUGAAUCAUUCGGCUCCACCUUCACUCUUGUGUGCAUGUUUACAAGUGUGUCCACUAAAGAAAUGUUUAUUAAAACUGAAAUAAACGUAGAUGAUUGAAAGAAA
Messenger RNA from Cyprinodon tularosa, 574 nucleotides. Its product is annotated as essential MCU regulator, mitochondrial-like. The record is from RefSeq and is a predicted model, not a curated record. Lineage: Eukaryota; Metazoa; Chordata; Actinopteri; Cyprinodontiformes; Cyprinodontidae. Gene Ontology annotation, cellular component: uniplex complex; mitochondrial inner membrane. Gene Ontology annotation, biological process: mitochondrial calcium ion homeostasis; calcium import into the mitochondrion. The transcript has 3 exons. Bases 32 to 331 code for a protein of 99 amino acids.